Molecule: messenger RNA, 2234 nt
Organism: Oryza brachyantha (malo sina)
Lineage: Eukaryota; Viridiplantae; Streptophyta; Magnoliopsida; Poales; Poaceae
Product: zinc finger BED domain-containing protein RICESLEEPER 1-like
Exons: 2
Coding region: 881-1966 (361 amino acids)
Molecular function (GO): DNA binding
Source: RefSeq, a predicted model, not a curated record
UCGGACGGAGAAGCAGGCAGCAGAGGAAGGGGCGGUGUGCCUGCCCUUCUUGCUCUCCUCGCCAUCUUCGACGGCGACGGCCUCGUCAGGGCCGUGUCCGGUAGGGAUGGAGGAGCCGUCGCUGAACCAGCUCGGCGUCGUCGUUUCACCCGCCGACGCCACGGCCAUGGUGGCACGCGCUCGUCGACUUCCAAGAAGCCCCUAUGCGGCUCUAUUCCAAAGCGGAGGAAACAGCAGCAGAAAUGAUAGAUGAGGAAGAUGUUGUUCAAGAUGCGACAUCCGGUGAUUCAGUAGAUGAUGAUGACGAAAUCCGCAAUGGAACCUGCAAGAGAAAAUCAAAGAACAAAGACAGUGUUUUGGAUGAUGUCCAUGAAAUGGGGAAAAACAAGGUGUCUGAUGGCAAUAACAACAACGGAAGAAGGAAGAGGUCCAAGGUAUGGUCACACUUUAAUCCGGUGUUGAUGGGACAUACAACAUGCAAGCAUUGUGGAAGUAAACUUAGUGCAGGAGGUAGAAACGCAACAACUACACAUUUGUGGCGGCAUGUGAAACGUUCCUGCCCUAAUGCCCCUCUUAGCUUCAGACAAACCCUAGUGCAGCAAGGAGGCUGUACUGAAAAUUCAGUACAAAUUCCUGGUCCAUCGACAGAAGUGUGUCACAGUUCGGUUCAUUCCAGAGGAGCAACAUCAUUCCAGAGCUUGGGCUGUUUUUGCCUGGCACUUCAGAGAAGAUCCUCACUGUUUUUCAGCAAGAGAGGUUGAGACUGAAGGAGAAAAUAGCAUCUACACCUGGGGGAGUUUUCCUGUCAGUUGGUAGGUGGGAAAUUGAUGGUAAAUACUUUCUGUAUUUAACAGUGCAUUUUAUUGAUGAAGGAUGGCGAAUGAACAGGAUUGUUAUCAGAUGUUGCUUAUCUGCAAUCGAAGACUACCCUGCCAAUUACUACUUAAGCAUGUUUCCUGACUGUAAAAACUUCUUGCGUGUAAGAGAUGGUGAAAUCGUCACCAGUAUGACUGUAGAAGCAAUCAACUACUGGGGUAUUGAGCAUAAGCUUUUAGGAGUAACAGUAAUGGAGGGAGUGGGUAAUUCUAUUUUGGAUAUACAGGAAUUGGAGAACAAUGUUGAAGUGCAGAACUAUCUUCUGGGCAGAUGCAGACUAUUGACUAUUCCUUGUAUGGCAGAGUGGCUUCAUGAUCUCUUUGGUUUUGAACUCAGUGAACUUGUUCUGGGAACAAGUCUGGCCUGGUUUGGCUACAUGACAUGCUCUCCACUUUGUAAGCAAAAAUAUCAACAAGUUCGAUCACAGCUGCACCUCAACCCACCCUCUCUUGGGUCACGAAAAUGGUACUUGACAUUCUACUUAUUGGAAGCUGCCUUGUUGUUCGAUAGAACAGCUCCAAAUGUUGAACAAACUGACCCUCAACUGUUUACACAUAAACCAUCUUCGGAUAAGGUGCAAGCAAUGGAAAUCUUCUGUAAGAUCGCAAGGUCAAUUUAUCAGGCAAUCAAAGUAGUUUCAAGCCCUCAGUAUGUCUUCAAUUCGUAUUUCCACGUCUUGUGGAGUGUGAGGACAACUCUGCAGGAAUUAUCGACAGUGAGAAAUAUCGAGCGCAUUGUCGAUGUGGGCAAAAUGCAGGAAAACUUUGACAGGCAACGGAGAAGGGUGUAUGUGUGGUUGUCCAUGGCUGUUGUUCUGGAUCCCAGAUAUCACAUCAAUUUUAUCGAGCAACGUUUCAGGCAAGCUUUUGGUAAUGAUGCUUACAUGUACAUAAGUGAAGUGCGUGGGAAGCUUUUUGAGCUGGUCAUGCAUUACUCCUGCCAUGUCAAUCAGCAAAAUAUUAAUACAUAUAGCCAGAUGAUGGAUAUUCUACUGUCAAUUAUGAGUGGUACUAAAUCACAAAACGAAACAAAUCAGAUUUUAAAUGGGAACACAGGACAAGAUGGUUUCAGAGAAAUAUGCCAGUUUUAGGAACUUUCUAUAGCCGUUUUAGGAACUUCCUUUCUGCCCCCAUCCUCACACUUUCUUCUCCAUGUCGUGCAGCAGGAAAUGAACAUCAGAGGCGCCUCAGUCUGAGAUGAUUCGUUCACCACCUUUGGAGGGUGCUUUCCUUCUGGUUAGUAUUGGUUCAGCUACAUCGCAAGAAUGGAAUUACCUAUUAUCCGUACAGUAAUAUAUAUGUGAAAUCUUCUCAAAUGAUCAAUUUUCUCCCAAAUAUAUGAAUAUAUGGUGAUUUAGC